This is a messenger RNA of Cordyceps militaris CM01, 870 nucleotides long. Its product is annotated as BTB/POZ fold domain containing protein. The transcript is spliced from 4 exons. Gene Ontology annotation, molecular function: protein binding. Lineage: Eukaryota; Fungi; Ascomycota; Sordariomycetes; Hypocreales; Cordycipitaceae. The record is from RefSeq and is a predicted model, not a curated record. The coding region runs from base 1 to 870 and encodes 289 amino acids.
AUGUUCUCCUCCAGGCGAGCCGAACGGACAACCAAGAGCUUCUCCAAAGGCCACAAAGUCUCCAAGUCGAGCAGCCUCUUUCGCGAAAGCAGCGGCGUCUCCAAGAGGCGCCACGAGUCGUCCUGCCACCACCGUCGCCCAACCACGGCCUCCACCGAUGGUACCGCCAUGAGCAACGGCAUCACGUCCAGCGUCGUCACGCUCGUCGUCGGCGCCGAGCAGCGACUCUUUGCCGCCCACGACGACGUUCUCUGCGCCAGUCCCUUUUUCGCGCAGACGCUCCGCGCGAGCUACGCUGAUCCGGCCGGGGGCGCCAAGCGCAUCACACUGCCCGACGAGGAGCCAGAAAUCUUCAGCUCGGUGCUCGAGUACCUCUACAAGGGCGACUACUUUCCGCGGCUGGCGCACAACCAGCGCCGAGAUUCCUGGGAGAUGGAGACACAGACGACCGAGGAGGAGCAGCGGGCGCGGGUCGAGACCGUGUACCACCGCAGCUUUGACGGCGACCUGCUCAAGGACACGGUCAUUUACUGCGCCGCGGAACGCUACGGGCUCGCGGAGCUCAAGAAAAUUGCCCUACUGGGUGCUAACUUGAGCUUGGCAGAAUCUGGCAUCCAGUGCAGCACCAUCUUGGCGUCGGCUCGCUAUGCCUAUGCAAACACGCCCGACACGGACUCGAAGCUCCGGGCUCACUAUCUUGCCCUCAUCAUCCGCUCCCGCAACACGUUCAAACGCAGCGGGACGAUGCAGCUGGAGAUGCACAAUGGCGGCACGCCGCUCUUCUUUGAUCUAUUUGUCGCUCUCUGCAACCAUGUCGAUGACGUGGCAUCUGGACAAAACACGCCUAAAUCGAAACGCUUCGGCUUUUGA